This is a messenger RNA of Metarhizium robertsii ARSEF 23, 1206 nucleotides long. RefSeq lists its product as uncharacterized. The coding region runs from base 1 to 1206 and encodes 401 amino acids. The record is from RefSeq and is a predicted model, not a curated record. The transcript has a single exon. NCBI's taxonomy places the organism in Eukaryota, Fungi, Ascomycota, Sordariomycetes, Hypocreales, Clavicipitaceae.
AUGGCCAGAUUGCCUCCUCAUCUUCGGCUCCUGCUUCUCGCAGGCGUCGUGUCUUCAAAACCAACCCCGGCACUAUUCGCUCGCGAUACUUGCGCAGCAAGCGGCAGAGCAUCUUGUACGUCGCAGGGUCUCUCGGAAGGGUUGUGUUGCCCUACAAGCAGUAACUGCGUCCCUCUGGCAGGGAAUACCACAGUCAUUUGCUGUCCGAGUGAUAGCUCGUGUACCAAGAUCCAACCCAUCACCUGCGACAUAUCCGAACAAGACCCGACAUUACAUCCAGACGCUCCUAUAAAAACCACGGCGCACGGCGCCAAAUUACCGACAUGUGGUAGCAAUUUCUGCUGCCCUUUCGGGUAUACCUGCUCGGCGGAUAGCUCGUCGUGCACCAAGGACUCGGACCAGUCCAAAGCGCCUCCAGGCAUGACUCCAACAUUGACGCCUAUGGCCAAGCCAGAAGCUACAUCACCUUCGACUUCAACAGCGCAAGCAGCCGCGGCCACCUCAACAAGUGCGAGCCAAGAAGACAAUUCAUCUUCUCUCGGGGCCGAGAAGAUAUCCAUCAUUGGAGGGGCGGUUGGCGGUGGUCUCGCGCUUAUUCUCCUGGUAGGAAUAAUAUUCCUCUGCGUACGAAGCCGUUCGAGAAAAUCUCCCAAGUCCCCGCCAUUUAGAGAGAUUUCUCCACCCAUAUUAAAUAACCAAGCCGGCCGUGUAGACUUUAUUCGAAAGGAAGAACACACUCCACCACCACCAAAGGGACCCUCUUUCAUGGACCGCUGCUCUCGGUUUCUAGGCCUACCAGAGCGCCAGACGCAGAACGCACACUCGGGUAUACCUAAUCGAUUUUACUCGCCUAACCCUUCUCUUCAGUCAUCGCGCCUGUCACGAUCAUCCUUGACAUCCGAGGAUGAUCGCAACGCACGAACGGGACAUGUCGGCGCACGUCUGCCACCCAUUCGGCAAAUGAGAGGCACACACACGCAGUCGCGCAGAAUCUCGACACUAGACGCUUAUGAUGAGCCAAGCCGGGAGAGCAUCAAUGUGUUUGCCGACCCCGACACGGUGAGCAACGACGGCCACCGUAAUCACCGUGGCACAACAUUCAGCGACCUGAUGGACCAAGCAGACAUGAGCGGUGUUCAUCGCAACGGGGGGUACGUGCCUGGAAGCCAGAGACUACGAGUUCCCGGAGCGACACCAAACUUGUGA